Molecule: messenger RNA, 3496 nt
Organism: Cyprinodon tularosa
Lineage: Eukaryota; Metazoa; Chordata; Actinopteri; Cyprinodontiformes; Cyprinodontidae
Gene: lpin2
Product: lipin 2
Exons: 20
Coding region: 229-3081 (950 amino acids)
Biological process (GO): triglyceride biosynthetic process; positive regulation of transcription by RNA polymerase II; fatty acid catabolic process
Cellular component (GO): endoplasmic reticulum membrane; cytosol; nucleus
Molecular function (GO): phosphatidate phosphatase activity; transcription coactivator activity
Source: RefSeq, a predicted model, not a curated record
GAAAGAUGGCAGUGUAUACGAUAGUCUUGCACAAUCGUCACCAGCUCCAGAUAACAUAUCUGUAUUUACCCCAGGGGCGAUCAUUCAAAGGUGAGUAGGUUGGUCCUAUUGAAUAUUGGAUUCAGGAUGGCAGUUUUAAACUGUCUUAGGAAUCCAAAGGCAAAAGUUCUUGGACUUAGGAGAGUAUCCUAAGGUCUGUAAAAGUUAGCCUUUACUUCACUUAUUGAGAUGAAGAGACAGAGAUCCUGUACAAACUGGGAGCUCAUGGAGAGCAACACCGAGGACAACACAGACAACAGUGAACCUGAUGAGCUGACCUCUCUGAGGCGGACUUGGUCCCUGACACACACCAUGAAUUACGUCGGGCAGCUGGCUGGUCAAGUUCUCGUAACAGUCAAAGAGCUGUAUAAGGGCAUCAAUCAGGCCACGCUUUCAGGCUGUAUUGACGUUGUGGUUGUCCGCCAGAGAGAUGGAACCUACCAGUGUUCACCGUUCCACGUGCGCUUUGGCAAGCUUGGUGUCCUGCGCUCUAAAGAGAAAGUAAUUGACAUUGAAGUGAAUGGAGAUCCUGUAGAUCUGCAUAUGAAGCUCGGUGACAAUGGAGAGGCCUUUUUUGUCCAGGAAGCUGAGGAGGAGAAUCAGAUUGUUCCUGCUCACCUGGCUACCUCCCCAAUACCCACUGAGAGUCACCUAUUCUGGAUCUCAGAGGUUGAGAACAGGGCACCUAAAGACCCAAAGGAUGAUCCUUUAGACCAGGAAGACCCACCCGAGCCUCCUGCUCCCAGUGCCACUGCCACAAAAAAGAAGAAAAGAAGAAGAAAGAAGCACAAAGGUGACCCCCGCAGAGAGGAGCUCACCCCACCAGUGUCGGUCUCUUCUGGAAAUUCUGUUGCUGCUAUUGGUGGUGCCGUGUCAGGCACUGGGCAAAAUGACGAGAUUUUUGAGAUGGACCUCAGCUCUGAUGAAGAAUCGGCACCACAUGUAUCAAGGUCUCCUUCAACCUCGACAAUCAGGGACAUUGACCCUAAACUGCCUACAACCAGACAUAAUUUGGAAGGUUAUCCGUUGUCUGAUGGUGAAUGGCCUUUAGGCGAUGGUCAUGGCUUGUCUCAGGCCUUUUCCCCAAAGAGUGAUUCAGAGCUGGUGAUGAAGUCUUCAGAAAGUUUGCUCAGGGAUGAGUCCCAUAUGCAGUGGACCUGGGGAGAGUUUCCAGAAACAACCAGGGUCACAAAGAAGGAAAAGCCUGAACCGCUAAAGACAGUAACCAUCACCCCAUCGGAAAACACCCACUUUCGUGUCAUCCUGAGCUCUGAGGCCAUGGAGGAUGAAACAGAGCCUGAAAAGGAAGAUGGAGCCUCAUCAGUCUGUGCCAUAGUCAAGCCUGAGCCACGUUCCCCUGUCACCCCCGUAACAAAUCAUAGUCUAUCUUCUACAAGCUCCGUACAAUCUAUGGGUCCUUUGACUCCCACAGAGCCUCCUGAAGUCCUUCCAUCCAGUGUGACCACAUCCACCCCUUCAAACAGUCAGCAGACUGAUUCACCCUCUAAGAAGAAAGGAGUCCCAAAGAGGAGUCAGCAUCAGGGUCCAGAGGAUAUCUACUUAGAUGACCUAAAUGUACUGGAACCCGAUGUGGCUGCAAGAUAUUUUCCUAAGAGUGAGUCCGAGGCAACAACAAAGCAGUGGAUUGACUCUGAGAUUCGCUCAGGUUCCCAGUCUCCACAGUCUGUGGGUAGUGCAGCUGCUGACAGCGGGACGGAAUGUCUCUCUGACUCGGCCAGUGACCUCCCUGAUGUCACUCUUUCUCUGUGUGGAGGUCUCACCGAAAAUGCAGAAAUAUCCAAAGAAAGAUUUAUGGAACAUAUCAUCACAUAUCAUGAGUUUGCUGAAAAUCCAGCAAUAAUAGACAACCCCAACUUGGUAGUAAAGAUAGGAAAUAGAUAUUAUAACUGGACACUAGCUGCACCCCUGAUUUUAAGCCUACAGGCAUUUCAGAAGAAUUUACCAAAGGCUACAGAGGAGGCCUGGAUGAAGGAGAAGAUGCCAAAGAAGUCGGGUCGUUGGUGGUUCUGGCGAAAAAGAUCAGAUAGUACAGUUAAACAGUCUGAGACAAAGAUGGAAACCAAGGAGGAGUUUCAGUCAGAAGAUGGAGAACCCUCUAAUUCUCAGGAGAACUUGGAUUUACCCCCCAAAGCAGGAGAAACAUCCAGUGAUGAAGAAUCUAAGGAGGUCAGCGCUGUGUCUUGCCAAGAGAGGCUGCAGCCAGGAGAAGGACACCAUUCCACUACACACACUUACAGGAAGUCACUGCGUCUUUCCUCAGAUCAGAUAGCUAGUCUUAAACUAAAGGAGGGGCCAAAUGAUGUGACAUUUAGCAUUACCACCCAGUACCAGGGGACCUGCCGCUGUGAAGGGACCAUCUACCUGUGGAACUGGGAUGACAAAGUCAUCAUCUCUGACAUUGAUGGUACCAUCACCAAAUCAGAUGUGUUUGGACAGAUUCUCCCACAGUUGGGGAAAGACUGGACCCAUCAGGGCAUUGCCAAGCUGUACCACUCUGUGGCCGAGAAUGGCUAUAAAUUCUUGUACUGCUCAGCUCGGGCUAUUGGCAUGGCGGACAUGACGAGAGGCUACCUGCAGUGGGUCAAUGACGGAGGCACCAUCCUACCACGGGGGCCUCUAAUGCUGUCUCCCAGUAGCCUAUUCUCUGCCUUCCACAGAGAGGUCAUUGAGAAAAAACCAGAGAUCUUCAAGAUUGAAUGCCUUACGGACAUCAAAAACCUGUUCCAGAAUAACAAGCAGCCUUUCUACGCCGCCUUUGGGAAUCGAGCUAAUGAUGCGUUUGCCUAUAAAGAGGUUGGAGUCCCACUGUGCAGGAUUUUCACCGUUAACCCCAAAGGGGAGCUGAUCCAGGAGCAGACAAAGGGAAACAAGUCCUCCUAUGGCAGACUUAGCGAGCUGGUAGAGCACGUGUUCCCUCUGCUGAGUAAAGAGCAGGCCGAAGCAUUUUUGAUGCCCGAAUUCAGCUCAUUCUGUUAUUGGAGACAGCCACUGCCAGAAAUCAACCCUGAUGAACUGCUCUAAUGCUGCACAGAUGCUCACCCAGCCAUCCAUCUACCUGGGUCAGGACUGUGUGCAGCUCUUUAACACAUGUGGACUGGAUAGAAUAGCACUUAGACACACACACAGCUCUAUAAUUACUUUACCAGAGGGACAGGUUUAAGAGUAAAGUAAGACAUAACUUGAAAAAAUGUAUUUAUUUUAACAUCAGCUAAAGCUUCACAGACUAGUCACCUACUAAUGCCAAGUCGCUCUACUCCAGGAUCAGUCUGUAGUUGAGCUCAUUGUGCAGGGAUAGGAGAUUAAAUUCAAUCAUUUUAUCAAAGAAAAUAAUUUUGGUGACACAAAAUUCUCCUGAUUUACUUUCCUUUUCAUUUGACACAUUUCCUGUUAACUAUAACUUGAGGGAAGAGUUUGGCACCAAGCCAGAGUAGUGAGU